This is a messenger RNA of Clavispora lusitaniae ATCC 42720, 2034 nucleotides long. RefSeq names its product mismatch repair ATPase. Gene Ontology annotation, molecular function: ATP binding; mismatched DNA binding; ATP-dependent DNA damage sensor activity. The record is from RefSeq and is a predicted model, not a curated record. Gene Ontology annotation, cellular component: mitochondrion; nucleus. Lineage: Eukaryota; Fungi; Ascomycota; Pichiomycetes; Serinales; Metschnikowiaceae. Gene Ontology annotation, biological process: mitochondrial DNA repair; mismatch repair.
AUGGUCAGAAUUCUAAGUACUCCUACAGUCAUGCUUCGACGGGUGAAGCCUUUCUUUCUUAGGCGAUUUCACGCCUCUGCAUUACAUCAAUUGGCUCGGGCUGCUCUGAGACCGAUCAGAGCGACCUCAGCUUGCGAUGAGAAGUGUCUAAGCAUUAGACAAGGGCCGGAGGAGAAUAGCGUGAGGAGUUUCAUCUCUGAGUCUCUCGAAGACCGAAGGAAGCAACCCGACAAAGGCUUAAAGAAGGAAGCAACCCACGAGCCAGACGCAGAAAAUGAUUUAUCGGACGCUCGAAGUUCAAAUGUGGACUCACUCGACUCAACAUCAUUCCCAACUGGUCCACCAAGCUGGGAUCGUGGAGGCAAAACAAAGAAAAAUGCAUUGACACCAUUGCUUGCGGCGAUGCGCAAGCUCAUUGAUGCCAACAAAGGCUGUGUCUGUCUUGUUCAAGUUGGAAGUUUCUACGAGCUUUACUUCGAACAGGCCACCAAUAUCGCACCAAAAUUAGGUAUCAAAGUGGCUCUUCGACGUACAUCAAACCACACAGUGCCAAUGGCGGGCUUUCCUGUGAGCCAGCUUCAGAAAUUUGUGCGGGUUUUGGUGCACGAGCUUCGGCUUAAUGUCGCCAUAGUGGACCAAUAUCCGGGCGCUGCGGAUGCGCUCUUGCAUCGUCGAGUAUCAAGAAUCGUCACACCAGGGACGCUAGUAGAUGAGUCAUUUCUCAACUAUUCGCAAAACAACUAUUUGGCUGCCAUCUACAUUCCACCUAACAUGGCAUCUUUGCCCGAUCUGGAGCUCAGCAUCGGGCUUGCAUGGAUUGACAUCUCUGUGGGUGAUUUUUACGUACAGCAAACCACUAUGGGCGAAUUGGCAGGAGACUUGAAGCGUAUAGCUCCCAGCGAAGUUAUCUUACCAAAGGAGUACCUGCCCAGUAAUGCAGAUGCGUCUUGGAUCGGGGAGAUGGGAGAUUUGCGCAAAUACUUCGUGCGCUAUCACAAGACCGCAUAUCGUGAUUUGAAACUGCAACUUCGGGCAGAUCGUCAAGCUGCACGGAAGGCACUUGAAUCCUUCUCUGUGCGUGAGGAGGCAGCCGUGAACAUGAUCCUUUCAUACGUGUCAGUCAAUUUGCCUGACCGAAAUUUACUGCUUGACGUGCCAACCCAUUACGCUAGCGAUAAAUAUCUUCAUAUGGACUCACGUACUCGAGAUGCACUAGAACUUACGUCGCGUACUACAUUUGGCUCACAUCUGGUAGUGGGAUCUUUACUCCAGACAAUUCGGCGAACUACCACGCCUUCAGGCUUUAGACUACUUACACAGUGGAUCAAGUCGCCGAUUCUUGAUAUCAAUGAACUUCGACGCCGACAAAUGUACGUGAGUUUGUUUCGAAGGCAUCAUCUCUUGCAACUCGAGGUGCGGGGAGUUUUGGCUAGACUUGGCGAUUUUGUACGGGCAUUGCAGCGUUUGGCUUUGAGAACGGGGUUGCCUGCUCUUCAUUUGCAGACUGUGGGCGAAGGUUUGAUCAAAUUAAACCAAAUACGGGAUAUCUUCGAGAACCACAGAAAAGCAUUCAGCGAACAGGAAGCCGAACUCGUGCAACUGUUUUUAAACGAUUUUCGUGUCCCUAUUGACAUAGCAAACGAGAUUCUCGGUACAUUGAACAUUGAGCACAUGCACAAUCAACACAGUCAACACACUGAAGGUAUUGACAUUGAGAGUAAAGAUAAUGAAGCUGAAAACAUUGAGAUAUAUGCGAAUGCAAAAAAAGACGAGAAUUACUCGAAUGAGGAACUGUGCGUUUUCGCUAUUCGAAGAGACCAUGAUCCUCGGCUUCUUUCCCUCCACGCAGAGGUAGAGAGUUUGCAACAAGAGGAACAAUCAUUGCUUAAUAAUGUUCGGACAACAGUGACCUUAUUAGAUCCUAAGGCAACUGUAAUGCGAAAGGACCAAUGUGGACGAUACUUCAACGUGAUUCAGAAUCUCGUGUCGUCCCAAGUUUACGGAAGAAAUAAGCAAAAUGUUUGCGGAGCAUGA